AUGGCCAACAACGAAGAGAAAGACGAGGUCCGCGAUGAAAUUGCCCAAGAGCUGUCGCAAACUUCCUUUGCAUGCUCCUCGCUGACUCGGCUGUCUGGCGGCACCGCCAAUUUUGUCUACCGCGGCACAACCGCCUCAUUCCCGGAUUCCAUCAUAAUCAAGCAUACAAAAAGUUAUGUUGCCUCUAAUCUGAGCUUUAAACUUGAUCCAAAGCGAUGCCACUAUGAAGAAGCCAUCCUACAAGCACUGGAUGGCCUACCAUCACACUCCCAGGAGAAUAUCACCGUGAAAACGCCCCGCAUUUUCCACUUUAACAAGGAAACGAAUACACAAAUAAUGGAAGACCUUCCCAACUCCCUCGAUUUGAAGAGUUUUCUUCUUUCGGAUUUAGCCAAAGCCGUGCCAGAAACUGCGGGCCAUGCGCUCGGUCGCUCGGUCGGAACUUGGCUACGGGCAUUUCACGUUUGGGCAGGUCAACCCGAGCAAGCGGGAUGUAGAUCGUUGCUUGCCCAGAAUGACUCGAUGAAAGAGUUGAAGUUCUAUAUCAACUACCCUAUGCUGAUGGACACUAUUGCGAGUUUCCCUGAUGUGUUGGAGGAGAGUAGAGGUGUUUUUGAAGAAUUGAAGCUUUCAGCAGCGGAGGAGAUGAAGAAGACCGACCAGCAGAAUGGGAUUGGAAUUAUUCAUGGUGAUUUCUGGACUGGAAAUGUACUUAUCCCAAACGCCCCACUAGAUGAGAAAUCCGAGACUACACUGUUCGUUAUUGACUGGGAACUGUGUCAAGUCGGACCCCGGGCUCUAGACCUCGGCCAGAUGAUCGCCGAGUUGUACGAAACAAAGCUUUUCAAGGGCGUGGAUUGCGGAGUGUGGGUCAUCAAGGGGCUGGUGAAAGGCUAUGGGCCUCUUGACGAUGACAUGGCAUUCAGGACUGCGAUCCACGUUGGUGUUCACCUCAUUGUUUGGGGAAGCCGGGUUCAAGGAUGGGGCCCACAGGACCAGAUUGAAAAAGUUGUUAAAGUGGGGAGGGACCUUAUUUUGCAUGGAUGGAAUAAGAACAAAGCGUGGUUUGACGGAAAGGAUUUGGGAUGUCUAUUUGAAACCCCAGCCUAA
Penicillium longicatenatum is the source of this 1110-nucleotide messenger RNA. RefSeq lists its product as uncharacterized. The transcript is spliced from 3 exons. Bases 1 to 1110 code for a protein of 369 amino acids. The record is from RefSeq and is a predicted model, not a curated record. NCBI's taxonomy places the organism in Eukaryota, Fungi, Ascomycota, Eurotiomycetes, Eurotiales, Aspergillaceae.